Emiliania huxleyi CCMP1516 is the source of this 618-nucleotide messenger RNA. RefSeq lists its product as hypothetical. Gene Ontology annotation, molecular function: protein binding. The transcript has a single exon. The record is from RefSeq and is a predicted model, not a curated record. Lineage: Eukaryota; Haptophyta; Isochrysidales; Noelaerhabdaceae. The annotation marks the transcript as partial.
AACGACGGCACCACGCCACUGUUCAUCACGUGCCAGGAGGGCCACCUCGAGUGCGUUCGGCUGCUUCUCGAGGCGGGCGCAGCGAUCGACCAGGCCGAUGAGCAAGGCGCCACGCCGCUGUUCGCGGCGUGCCAGGACGGCCACCUCGAGGUCGCCAAGCUCCUCUCCUCCUACGGCGCCUCCCGCGCCGCUACGCCCUUCGGCACGCCCGAGGAGGUCGCAACCGAAGAAGGCCACGCCGACCUCGCCGCCUGGCUGGUCGCCAGCCGCGGCUGGACGCCGCUCGCGCACCUUGAGACCCUCACCGCCGCCCGCGCCACCUCCCUCCUGCGCAGCGGCGCGAGCUUGCACGAGGGCGAGCCGACGCCGCUGCGGCGCGCCGCGGGCGGCGAGGGCGAGGCGGCGGCGCUGGUCCGGCGGGCGGCGGCGCCGUGGUCGCCGGCAAGCCACUCGCUCUUCCCCGCGGCGGCCCGCGCGCGGGCGGCGCUCCUCGUCCGCUCGAUCUACGAGAUCCACGAGCGGUACCACCUCGACUCGGCCGGAGCCACGAACGGCAUCGCGGCGCUCGACUUUGGCCACUGCGUCUUGGGCUUCGCCAUCGCGCGCGAGACGCAGUAG